This is a messenger RNA of Thlaspi arvense, 525 nucleotides long. The record is from the annotation of a GenBank genome assembly. Lineage: Eukaryota; Viridiplantae; Streptophyta; Magnoliopsida; Brassicales; Brassicaceae.
AUGAAGCAAGGAGACGUUUAUGAUGCAUUCUUGGAAGACCGAAAUACAUCCCUUCUGCCACCUGACAUAAGAAAGGCAGCAUAUGUUGCUGUGAUGCAAAAUGUCAGCAUAUCAAACAGAUCUGGCUAUGAAUCCCUCUUGAGGGUUUAUAGAGAAUCUGACGAAAGCCAGGAAAAAACACGAAUUCUAGGUUCAUUAGCAACUUGUCCAGACCCAGAUGUUGUGCUUGAAGACCACUGGGAUUACAUCUCAAAAACUUGGGGCUCUGGAUUUCUUAUAACCCGCUUUAUAAGUGCUGUAGUGUCACAGUUUGCUUCUUAUGAGAAAGCAAAAGAAGUGGAGGAGUUUUUUGCAAGCCGAACUAAGCCUUCAAUCACAAGGACUUUGAAGCAGAGUGUUGAACGGUUCAUAUUAAUGCAAAGUGGGUCCAGAGUAUUCAGAAUGAGAACAAUUUGGCAGAGUGGUGAAGGAUUUAGCACAAGAGUAACUGAAACGGUGUUCUUUGGUCUGAAACCUUCAAUAUAA